Messenger RNA from Camellia sinensis, 759 nucleotides. NCBI's taxonomy places the organism in Eukaryota, Viridiplantae, Streptophyta, Magnoliopsida, Ericales, Theaceae. The record is from RefSeq and is a predicted model, not a curated record.
AUGGCGUCACAUCGAUCUACACCUCGUACCCCUUCCGGCAAAGGGAAAUGCCAACAACCCUAUCAUAAAGCAACUUGGGAUGGGGAGUCGACACGGAUUUUGUUGGAACUGGUUGUGAAGGAAAUUGAAGCAGGAAAUCGGCCACACAUGUCAAUCACUCCAAACGGGUACCGUUCGUUGUCUAAGACAUUUGAGGCAGUGACUGGGCGGCUGCAUUCCCUUAAACAACUUAAAAACAAGUACAAUCUGUUGAAGACCGAGUGGCGUGCGUGGUGUAAGCUAAUGGAUUGCCGGAAAGGACCAACUGGAAUUGGCUUUGACCAAAUUGACAAUGUAUGUUGCAAGUUCAGAACCAAAACCUUGGACCAUUCGGACUUGAUGAAGCGCGUCUUCACUGGCGCUACGGCUACGGGGAAAAAUGCAUGGACACCCGGCAAGACUCGUAACCCAAUGGAGUUGGACGGAGAGUCGGACAGUCCAGAAUUUUCAAGUGACAGCAAUGACUUAGGCGCAUCGGAAAUGGCAGCCAUGAUGAACUCCGCGCACAUCAAUGCCACGGGUAAUGGAAGUAAGCGGAAGCAUUCCUCGGGGAAAGCAUUGCAAAACAAGCGCAUUACGGGAGCUGAAGCGUUGGCAAGCAGCAUGGACGACUUGCUAAAUUCUGUGAAGACUCAGAGCAAGGAAUUAACUGUCAACCACGUCGUCGGGGGCCACAGUAUUACUAUGGGACAGGCUGUUGGACGGCUGUAUGAAAUAUAG